Messenger RNA from Corythoichthys intestinalis (scribbled pipefish), 1936 nucleotides. Its product is annotated as neuromedin-U receptor 1-like. The transcript has 4 exons. Gene Ontology annotation, molecular function: neuromedin U receptor activity. NCBI's taxonomy places the organism in Eukaryota, Metazoa, Chordata, Actinopteri, Syngnathiformes, Syngnathidae. The coding region runs from base 134 to 1396 and encodes 420 amino acids. Gene Ontology annotation, biological process: neuropeptide signaling pathway. Gene Ontology annotation, cellular component: plasma membrane. The record is from RefSeq and is a predicted model, not a curated record.
GUCACCUACCAAGAGCACAAUACACGACACUGUGACCUGACUGGAGUAGCAAUCAUUCAACUUUAGUGACUUAAACUUGACUUUGUUUCCUUGAGGACUCUAAUUUGCAAAACCGACCCAGUCAGGAGUCACGAUGCCGGAACUCAACUGCUCCCGUGCGAGUCCUACCACAGCGAACGCCUCGGUCGACGCCGGCUGCCCCGAUCACGCUCUGCGGUGCAUCUGGACGAACGCGUCGCGGUUCCCGGGGAACGACCUGGAUGAAAUCUGCUUGAGCGAGGACGACUACAUGUUGAUGAAACUGGGGCCCCCGAGGUCCCCGGUGUUCCUUCCGGUCUGCGUUACCUACCUGAGCAUCUUCCUGGUGGGAGUCCUGGGCAAUUCCCUCACCUGCGCGGUCAUCCUGCGCUACAAGGUGAUGCAGACGCCCACCAACUACUACCUUUUGAGCCUGGCCGCGUCCGACCUCCUGGUGCUGCUUUUGGGCAUGCCGCUGGAACUCUACGAGAUGUGGCAGAAUUACCCUUUCCUGUUCGGGGAAGGCGGUUGCUACUUCAAAACCUUCCUGUUCGAGACGGUGUGCUUCGCCUCAGUCCUCAACGUCACGGCUCUCAGCGUGGAGCGCUAUUUGGCCGUGGCGCAUCCCCUCAAGGUCAAGUACGUGAGCACGUCUGCUCACGUCAAGAGGGUGGUCUUCGCGCUGUGGUCGCUCUCCAUGCUAUGCUCUGUGCCCAACACCAGCCUUCACGGGAUCGUCACGUUGCCUCCUCAAUUCGGACGGGACUUCCCGCGUUCUGCUAUUUGCCAGUUGGUGAAGCCCAGAUGGAUGUACAAUCUAAUCAUCCUGAUUUCCACGCUGGUCUUCUUCAUCCUGCCCAUGCUGAUCAUCAGCAUCCUCUACCUUCUUAUCGGACUGCAGCUACACAGGGAGAAGACCAUGACCACCACGGUGGAGGUCCGGUGCAGCUUUGGCCCAGAAAGCCUCAGCAAAGCCCACGCGCGGAAAGUCAACAAACGCAACCUUCAAGUCACCAAAAUGUUGUGUGUGCUGGUGAUGGUUUUUGGUCUCUGCUGGGCUCCCUUCCAUGCGGACCGUCUGAUGUGGAGCCUGAUGGACGCGUCGCUGGAGAGCCACCUGCAGAUCUUCGAGCACGUCCACAUCGUGUCGGGCGUCUUCUUCUACCUGAGCGCCGCCGUCAACCCCGUCCUCUACAACCUCAUGUCCACGCGCUUCCGAGAAAUGUUCAGACACGUCUGUUGCAGCGGCGACGGCUGGUCGCUAAGCUCGGGUUUGGAGAUGAGUCUGCGCGCUAGCUUGAGCCACAAAGCGCGUGAAAAAAGCAAAUGGACUCCGGCGGCCAUGUUGAAGCAGACUACGUUGAAUGGAGACGGCUGAAUUAUUUUGACAUUGACAGAAACGUUAACAUUGAUUCAUCAUAAUGUAGCUAGCAUUAGCAUGAUAUGCUAAAUAGGAAUUACUGUUUUUCCAUGCCUUAGUUUCCUCAUGAUUUGAAUUUUUAAAAAUGACGGAUGUAGUGCCAAUGUUGGUCUUUUUGUUCUAUAUAAUUUUGCUUGUUCAUAUUUCACUAGUUUAUGAAUGUCUUGUCUUUUUAAGGGACUGUUUUUACUCAUUGGCACGCCAUUUACAGCGUGAGACGUCCAAUCCAUUCUGACUGGGAGAGGGCAAAUGAGUGCUUGUUCAUUCGCUCUUUCCUUUUUAGGCGCUACAGCAAUUAUUGAUUGGUCAUGAAAUCAAGAUAUUGUACAAAACAACUAAUAAACAGAACAACAAGCUUCUGCUGUGAGUUUAUCACUAGUAGACGUCCAAUCCAUUUGAAGGGGGAGGGUGGCUAUCUUUGUCAAACUCACACAGAUGAAAAAACAGUUUCUGCUUUAACUAAAACCACCCAAACAUUUAUAGCUUUUCAUAUUUUAA